Messenger RNA from Darwinula stevensoni, 4840 nucleotides. The record is from the annotation of a GenBank genome assembly. NCBI's taxonomy places the organism in Eukaryota, Metazoa, Arthropoda, Ostracoda, Podocopida, Darwinulidae.
CUUUAGGCACAAUCAGGGGAGUCCUGCCAACAAAGACCAUACCAUGGAGGUUAUGUGUUUUAUAACCUCUUAAAAGGAUUAUUGGCCCCUGGAAGCAAUACUACUGAAUUGUAGUCAUUUAAAGGUUUUGUUACCUGGUAGUUGUCCCAAAUGGGAGGUUGCACGUAUCAGAGGCAGCGCUCAAGGCGUCGCAAGCUCUCAGUCCCUAGAACUCGAAGAAGUGCAGGAUGCCCAGAAGCGGGAUCUCCUGCUGCGGCAAAUGUUUCCGAACCCAUAGACAUGGCAGACUCCUCCUCAAGUGAUACAAGUACAAGUGAAUCUCCUGGAGCCAAGGAAUCUCAAGAUCAACCAACUGAAAAUGUGAUCGAAUUUAACUCAUCUGGCGAAACGUCCGAUCCCAGUGCCUCAAGACUUCUAGCAAAUGCCUCUGAUGUACAGUUUCGGGAGGACAGUGAUACAAGAGGGUUGGAGGUGAAAGGAUCAGAAUUGUGUGUUACCAACUCAAACAGUUGUACUUCCUCACCAUCACCUUCUGGGUCAUCCACCAUCUCCAUCUCCUCUGCAGCUGGAUCUUCAGAGGUGGCAGCAACAGGUAGUUCCUCAUCACGGCGUGGGGUCUCAGGAUAUUCAGAUAAGAUGCUUCCUGCACGAAAGCGGCGAAGGGCAGACACAGAACUUGAGGUGACUGGAAAUAAUCCCUCUGCACAAUAUCUUCAAUGUGAGCUUCCAGAUGAAGUCCUCCUCAACAUCUUCUCAUAUUUGAGUGAAAAGGACUUAUGCAGAGUAUCUCAAGUAUGUCAGCGAUUCUCCUGCAUUGCCAAUGAUAUUGAACUCUGGCGAAACCUCUAUCAGCAUAUCUUUGAGUAUGACCAGCCCCUCUUCAGCUCAGAGCCUUGCCAAUAUGCAUUCUGCAGUCCUCAGGACUCUGACUAUGCAAAUCCAUGGAAGGAAAGUGUGAGACAGUUCCACUCGUCCAUCCAUGUCCGCAAGGACUUCAGAGAUCGGGCCACUGCCCUCGGACAGAACCCAGAGCUUUACUUCAACACUGUACUAGAAGCCAUUGAAUAUUCUGAGUUCAUGCGGAACCCCGUCAUAUUUGUGCAUGAGGGAGUGUACAAAAAGGAAAGCUUAAUGAUUGAAUCGGGUAUCACAUUGAUUGGAGCUGCAUCAGGGAAUGUGAAGGAAAAAGUGAUCAUUGAGAAUGACAGUGAUUUCACUGUCCUGUUUGUGGAGAGGGCCUCCCAGGCCUACUUGGGCUACAUGACGCUUCGCUUCUCAUCUGAUACAGCCCGUGUCUCCAUGUCUGGCAGUAAACACUACUGCUUAGAGGUUGUAGAACAUUCCACCCCGGUCAUUGAACAUUGCAUCAUCAGAAGCUCUUGUGUUGUUGGAGCAGCAGUGUGUGUCAGUGGUCAGGGUGCAUCCCCUACUCUGCGAAAUUGUGACAUCAGUGACUGUGAAUGUGUGGGCCUCUUUAUCACUGACUAUGCUGAGGGUAUCUAUGAGAACAAUGAGAUUUCUCGCAAUGUCUUGGCUGGAAUCUGGGUGAAGAAUCACUCCCAUCCCAUCAUGCGAAGGAACCACAUCCACCAUGGGAAGGAUGUUGGGAUCUUCACCUUUGACAAUGGCAGGGGUUACUUUGAAGCCAAUGACAUCCACCAUAAUCACCUGGCUGGUUUUGAGGUGAAAGCUGGAGCCGAUCCAACUGUUGUAAGAUGUGAGAUUCACCAUGGACGAACAGGUGGAAUUCACGUUCAUGAACAAGGAUCUGGUCAGUUCAUUGAGAACAAGAUUCAUAGCAACAACUAUGCCGGGGUUUGGAUCACAUCCCACAGCAGCCCCACCAUCAGACGCAAUGAGAUAUACAAUGGACAUCAGGGAGGAGUAUAUAUAUUUGGCGAUGGUCGAGGCGUCAUUGAGCACAAUAAUAUUUAUGGCAAUGCCUUAGCAGGCAUUCAGAUUCGCACAAAUAGUGAUCCAAUUGUGAGGCAUAACAAGAUCCAUCACGGACAGCAUGGAGGAGUGUAUGUGCAUGAGAAAGGACUUGGCCUCAUAGAGGAAAAUGAAAUCUAUGCUAACACUCUUGCUGGAGUGUGGAUCACAACAGGAUCAACCCCUGUGCUCCGACGGAAUCGUAUCCAUUCUGGGAAGCAGGUUGGGGUUUACUUCUAUGACAAUGGACAUGGGAGGCUGGAGGAGAAUGACAUCUUCAAUCACUUAUACUCUGGUGUUCAGAUCAGGACUGGAAGCAAUCCCCUGAUUCGUAGGAACAAGAUCUGGGGAGGGCAGAAUGGAGGAGUCCUUGUCUACAAUGGAGGGCUUGGGGUCCUCGAAGCAAAUGAGAUCUUUGAUAAUGCCAUGGCUGGUGUCUGGAUCAAGACGGAUUCUAACCCAACAAUGAGGCGUAACAAGAUCUAUGAUGGCCGAGAUGGUGGCGUCUGCAUUUUCAAUGGGGGUCGAGGGAUGCUGGAAGACAACGACAUCUUCCGCAAUUCCCAGGCUGGGGUCCUCAUCUCCACGCAGAGCCAUCCCAUUCUCAAGCGGAAUCGCAUAUUUGAUGGCAUGGCUGCUGGCAUUGAGAUCACUAAUAAUGCAACAGCUACACUUGAGGGCAAUCUGAUCUUCAACAAUCGGUUUGGAGGUCUCUGCCUAGCUUCUGGAGUGAAGCCUGUUCUCAACAAUAACAAGAUUUUUGGAAACCAAGAUGCUGUAGCACGGGCAGUGGGGAAUGGUCAGUGCCUGUACAAAAUUUCCAGUUACACCAGCUUCCCAAUGCAUGACUUCUUCCGGUGCCGAACAUGCAGAACCACGGAGCGAAAUGCCAUCUGCAUCAACUGCAUUCGCACAUGUCAUUCUGGGCACGAUGUUGAGUUCAUCCGCCAUGACAGGUUUUUCUGUGACUGUGGGGCAGGAACUCUUCACUCCCAAUGUCAACUGCAAGGAGAGCCAAGCCAAGACACUGACACAGUUUAUGAUUCUGCUGCUCCCAUUGAGUCCCAUACACUCAUGAUGGGCCAGUGAGCCCCUCUUCUACCAUAUCUUUCAGUCCUCUUUCGUUUUGUUUUUCCUCCCUUCCAAACUCCCCCCUCCUUUGUUGCAUCCUAGUGUUCACCCUCUUACUUCAAUUUUCUUUGCUCAUUUCACUGUUUGUUUUUUGUUUUCUCUCUUGUAAACCUGUGCCUUUUGUGGUGUGUGAACAUUCCCUCUUUCCUCCCCUCUCUAUUCAUACAAAUCUUCAUUCAAGCAGGACUUUGAGGUUGCUACUUCUGGGGGUGAUUACAUCUUUCCCAUUUCGGGGCUGUAUGAUCCAAGAGGCUGCAUGAAAUCUUCCGCAUGUGUCGUAAAACCGGUCGCACGAGCCAGUGGCCGCUUGGGUUCCAUCUCAUAUUUGAAAGAAAUUCUUGAAACUUUUCCGGUGAACCUGCUCACUCUGCCAUGCUGGACAUUCCCCUGAGAAAAUUAAUUAUUUAUUGGCACUUCCUUUCGUUUCCUCCGGUGUGAUCCUGAACAUGCAACCAAGAAAGGCUCUGCCAUCGUUGUUUUUCUGUUUGGCUCGCAUAAGGAUCUCUGAUCUGGAUCUCACACAUUUAUAAUCCCAUGCUACUCCUGAACUCACUCGUCCCCUUUCACCAGCUGGCCCAAAUUACGAAACCGUAGGUUUUGUGGUUGAUAAGCAAUUGAUAGUUUAUUUUGUCCCUUCCUGUGAUCCUACCUCUUCUCCCAAAGAGAAUGAGUUUCAGCUGUCGUGAUGCAUUGCUCUUCUAUGCCGAAACUUGUCUUGCGUUUCUUUUGAUGCACAACCUUGUGUGGCACCUGGAGUCAUCCUCAGUGCAUUUGCUCAUCUUUCCUUGAUACCAGUGCACAUCGGGGUGGUGUCAUCAUUCAUCAUAGUGGCAAAUUCGGUUGAGUGCCGUUCCUAUAGAUCCAAGUGAUGGAUGAAUGAACUGAACUGGAAGCAUGUGGGGUCAUAUUUUCAGUUGGGUGCAAAGCCAAGGCUUUUGUUUUUGCGUGGGGGGAGCAUCCGAGAUGCAAUUGAUUUUUCCGAUGAUGACAUUUUUUGUAUGUUCUUGGCCGUUCGAUGGGAGGUUUCCUCGGUACCACAUGAGAGGAACUGGUCAGAUUUCAUUUGUUUUUUUUUUUCAUUGGUUUCCUUUGAAGGGUGUUCUCUGUUCCCCCAAAGAAUUAUUUCAUUUUUGUUUCAAUUCCAACACCGUCAUCAUUUCUUUUCUCAUUUCUUUUGUAUGACUUUUCCUGUCAGUGUCAUCAUGUGUCUUUAUCCUUUUUCAUUUGUAUGACAUUUGGAUGAGGCAGAUUCAGAGAAUUCAUUGUUUUUGCUUUAUAAGUCAUAUUGAGCUAAUUUUUGUCUUUUCACAUAAUCUUUCAGUGAUCACUUUCAUGAAUCAAAUUUAUUUCUGUAUUUCCUUUCCCCCCCUCCCCUUUUUUUGUGCCCAUUUUUCCACCAGUAACGAGUGUCCCUUGAUUUGAUGACGUGUGUUCCAACUCUGGGUGUUCUCUAUAUAUUAAUCUUUUUCCUUAUUUCCCUUUCUUCUUUGAAAGCUGCCUACCAGGACUUUCUCCAUAAUUGUGUGCACACACACACUGCCCAAUCGAGCACAUCUCAGAGUAGAAAAGAAGCAAACGUAUCUCAGUUCGCAGUUUUUCAAACGGCAUGCCGAUGGUGUUUUCCGACUGUACAGCAGAAAAGAAGAAUCCUAACUUAUAGAAAACUUAGUAGUCCGUUGAUGUAAAGGUAGGAACCAUAUUGUAUGAUAUUUGAACCCACUUGUGCCAAUAUAUACUGGAGACUUUUUUGCACAAUAAAUUAUGUACUUGCCAAGCA